AGAAGAAGAAGAAGAAGAAGAAGAAGAAGAAGAAGACGUUGGUCGACGCUACAGCCUGCCAUCUCCUCUCCAUGCUCGUGUUAGGGGACAAUAUGAGUGGUACAUAAAUAGAUUCCAUUUACUUAUCGCCUCUUCAUAAUGGCCAGUCAGGGUGAUGGAGAGGUGUGGUAUGCCCAUCCAGUUUAUGCCCGUUAUUGGAAGCACUACCAGCAGGCCAUGAACUGGCGACAGAGGCACAAGCAGGCAUACAGGAAAGCUUUGGAGGUUGGACACUUCCAGGCACUGUAUUCCAUGUGCCCCUCUACCAUGCAGCGUUACUCAGAUUGGCUUGCAGAUAAGAGUUGGAGGAAAAAUCACAGAGACAUAACCACAGGUAGAGAAGAAAAAAGGGAGAAUGAUUCAGACAGUGAGAUGGAGGAGAGCCAGAUUGAGUGUGACGUCAGCAACAUGGACAUCUCAGAAGACCUGCGACAAUACUUUGCCCAGACAGAGCGACACAAGCAGGAACUCAAGAAAAUUCAGCAGAUGGAGGCAGAGAAGCAGGACUCUUAUGUACUGGCUGACCAAGACUUGCACAGAGUUUCCUGGCGCAGCAGCCUGCCUCCUUCAGAGCGUCCGGGAGAGAGGAGGACCGCAGAAAUGAAAAAGCUGUAUGGUAAAGAUGCAGCAAAAAUUCAGGGGAUGGAAACAGCCAUGCAGCUCAAAUUUGAUCGCAACUGUGACAAAAAACAGCCCAAGUACUGGCCUGUUAUACCACUAAAUCUGUAGGAUAAUCAGACAUCCCUCAUAGCCUGACACAUCACAGGAUGAUGAACCUGUUUUCUGAACUGAUCAGAGACCGUUUCGAUUCUGUUGUACUGACAGUACUGAAGUGUUGUUACAAUUCAGCAUCUUUGAGGACCUUUCUCAUUUAUAACACACACUUGUUAGUUCCUUACAGACAGAUAUAGCACUUCAAGAGUAUGUUUAAUACAUAUUCAAUUGAAGAUCUGAACAGUAAAAGCAUCUGACUUUAAUAAUAAAGCGUUAGCCUUACACUCACUUUCUUUUGAGGUAUCUGUACAUUUGUCUGUAGUGGUAUCCACAGACACUACUAAUUACACUGUUCUAUUUUUUUUUUUUUUUUUUUAAGUCUCAUAUAUGUAAACUAUGGAGAUACUGCUUAGAGCUCAGUGCUGUUCCUCAUGUAGUCAUUUCUCCCUAACUAGGUCAUUGCCUCCCCCACAGUCUUUGGUUAAUGUGUUUUGUCUGUCUCUUCUUUUUGCAUCUCACAGGAACACUUGAGAGUGCUUGCUGGCUUAUUCUCUGGUGCAGUUUUUACAUGCAGAAUUUUCUUUUUUUAUGCAGAGAUAUUGUUUAAUUAAUGAGAUUUGAUUGAUUAAUAAAUGUAUUGCAUUUACAUGUGUGGGUGUGGCAGUUUUUAUGGUGUAUUUAAUGAUGAUAUUCUUUUGGAUUGGAGUUCUUUAAAUGGAAAAAAAAGCUUUUGUCCAUUUACACUUGUUUUUAACAUGCACCUCAGAAGAUUAAAUAAAAACAUAGCUGUCUCCUGUGACUGCCUUUGAAUA
Pimephales promelas (fathead minnow) is the source of this 1565-nucleotide messenger RNA. RefSeq names its product gem (nuclear organelle) associated protein 8 (gene gemin8). The record is from RefSeq and is a predicted model, not a curated record. Gene Ontology annotation, biological process: spliceosomal snRNP assembly. NCBI's taxonomy places the organism in Eukaryota, Metazoa, Chordata, Actinopteri, Cypriniformes, Leuciscidae. Gene Ontology annotation, cellular component: SMN complex.